AUCGCUUCCUGUGCAGAGCCUUUCUGUGAACUGUGGGUUUUUUGGCUGCCGUCGGUACGGUACACAAUUUGCUUUCUAAUGGAAAUUUAUAACAACUGCUUCUACUGAGCAGAUCCUAUACAAAUGAAUUGCCUUUUGCUUUCCACUCCCAGGCUGUCAUACGUAGGAGCUGGGCUGAUGGUUGGACUAGAUGAUCUUAUUGCUCUUUCCAACCUCAAUGAUUCUGUGGUAUAUAAUUUGUAACAUAUAAAUUGUAGAUGGAAGGACUUUGAAGCUCUAUGCUAUUUUAUGUUAUCCUGCUGUUACGCCGCAGUCUGUGUGAUCCAGACUGUAAGUCACGCUGUAAGUCAUCGCUUUGGCUUCUAACAGUUGGAAGGUUUUAGAGAUGCUCAAGCCAGAACUCUUGCAUAUGAAAACACACUCUUCCCGUCGCUCAGAUCGUUGGCAGACAGGGCUGUGUUCUGCACUUUGGCAGCAAAAUGGCUGUUUUCAGGCAGAAGUUGGGUUUACUUUUUAUUUUACAGCUGUUUGGAUGAGUACAAGUUUGUAGAGAGACGUUCCUGUUUGUUUUUUAACCCCUCUGCCUUUAUUCUGUUUUCUGCCUUUGACAGAAGUUACGUACAGGAACUUGGGCUUAUGAAAUGCAGUAUUCAUUUGAGCCUUCAGACUGACUGUAACGAUGACCAGAUCGCUUCCCUUCUCUGCCUUUGCUUUAGGGGUGGAGCUGAGAUGUUUGCUGGUUCUGUAGCCUUUGAGGAUGUUGAAAUCUGUAAUUACGCUUCAAAACACGUUUCAAGAGGUUUGGAAAACACACUUGGUGUAAAGCAUGAAGGGUUUGGAUCUGUUGAGUCCUAGGGCUCUCACACUUCUGUUAAUAAUCUGCUUGUGGAACGACCCCAUUACCACAGUAAUAUCAGCAAAUAAUCUCCUUUUCAGCAAUAAUGCUCUCCUGGUCACUCAGCAUCGCGCAGCAUCCUUGGUCUGUGCUCCUCGGUUGGCCAUUUCCAUGGCAGUGUUGUGUGCUUCCUCCUUCCUGGGAAAGCGUUCCUUUAUCAGGAAAGAUGUUUAUGGGAUGGAAUAGGUCUGAGAACGAGCAGAGGUUGCCAUGAGCCUGCUGGGCUCAGGGUUGUUGUGCUUACAGUGGUGGAAGGAUACCAGGGGAUGUGAUCUCCUAUCCUCGGUAAGCCUGCCUUGCUGCUAGUCUUCACCUUGCUGUAGGGUCAUACAGUUGUUUGAGUUGGAAAGGGCCCUUAAUGGCCAUCUAAUCCAACUCCCAGAGAAGACCAAUGGCGUUUCCUCUGAGGCUGAAGGAUGGAAGGAGGGGAGGAGAAUCAGCCAUUGGGGAGAGCACUGUGUUCAGGUGGGUUCCUCAGUCCCAAGGCAGAGAUGUCAGCAGGCUGAGCAGUUUCACCCCACGCUGUCUCCAUAUGGUUCCUAAAAGGUGAACUGAAGAACCUCCUUUAUUUUAUUCUUCCAUAGUCAUCAGUAUGGAAAACGACGAUGGGUUGGAGGUUGGACUUGAUGGUCUUAGUGGUCUUUUCCAGCCUUAAUGGUUGUAUGAAGAGUAAGUCUUCCUAUGUCAUAAGUGGGAAAGCUCUCUUUUUUUUUCUCCCAUCUUCGUGUUUUCCGCUAAAGGAUGGAAGUGUUUUGAUAGAAAAAAAGAAAGUAUUUCUCUCACGACUUUCGGUGUUUUAGGUGCUAAACAUUCCUUUUAGUUUGAAGAGAAAGAAGCCAAAUUAAAUCCCAGAUGGUUUUGGUGCCCGCUGCUGUUUACUCUUCUGAAACGAGUGGUGCUUUGGUUUGAGAUCAGCACUGUGCCUUUGUUUGUGUGCCACUCGUGGGCGGUCACAGCUCGGCUGAGUUGUCCUGGAGGGUUUUCCCGGCACAGAACAUCACUUUGGAUCAGGGUGGUGAACCCUGAGGUGACCCAUCUCCGAGCACUCAGAGCGGUGCUGGUGGUGGUGCGUCUUGGAGAACGUAACUGAUCAUAAAGGUGAACAAUCAGAAUAAUGGUCAACAUAAACCUGUUGGAGAACCUGAAGGUUUACAUCAGCAGCCGACCUCCACUCGUGGUCUUUAUGAUCAGCGUAAGCGCUAUGGCCAUAGCUUUUCUGACACUGGGUUAUUUCUUUAAAAUCAAGGAGAUCAAGUCACCAGAGAUGACAGAGGACUGGAAUACUUUCCUCCUGAGAUUCAAUGAUUUGGACUUCUGUAUAUCUGAGAAUGAAACCCUGAAGCAUCUCAUCAAUGACACCACGACUCCAGAAAGUACGGUGACCAGCGGGCAGGCGAGAUCUUCCACACAGUCCCCACAGACUCUGGAGGACUCCGGUCCCAUCAACAUCUCCGUUACAAUCACUUUGACACUGGACCCACUCAGACCAUUUGGCGGAUAUUCCCGCAACAUCACACAUCUAAGUUCAACCAUUUUUGGACACCAGAUUGGACUCUCAGGCAGAGAAUCCCACGAAGAGAUAAACAUUACCUUCACACUGCCGGCUGCCUGGAAUUCAGACGACUGUGUUCUUCAUGGUCACUGCGAGCAGGUUGUGUUCACAACCUGCAUGACUGUGACAGCAGCCAGCAAUGUAUUCCCUGUCACAGUUCAGCCACCACAUUGUGUUCCUGAAACAUACAGCAAUGCCACGCUUUGGUACAAGAUCUUUACCACAGCAAGGGACUCUAAUACCAAGUAUGCACAGGAUUAUAACCCCUUCUGGUGUUACAAAGGAGCAAUUGGAAAAGUGUAUCAUGCUUUAAAUCCCAAACUAACCGUUAUAGUUCCAGAUGAUGAUCGCUCUCUAAUAAACCUACAUCUCAUGCAUACCAGUUACUUUCUUUUUGUGAUGGUGAUUACAAUGUUCUGCUAUGCAGUUAUUAAAGGCAGACCAAGCAAACUGAGGCAAAGCAAUACAGAAUUCUGCUCUGAAAAGGUUGCUUUGUCAGAAGCAUAAUCCAUCCUCUCACCUUACUGAGAAUGACUGAGAACCGUAAUCAUUGCCUGCUGAACCCAGAAUGGGUCUUAACACUCUGUGAAUACAUUAUCUUGCAAUGUUGGUUUAUUCCAACCAAAGACAUUUCAAGUGCCUGUAAUUGAUUUGUACAUAUUUAUAGAAGUAUAUUCAGAAUAGGUCAGAUGAUGCACUUGUUCCGCAUUGUAGUGCGGCCAGAAGCGUUCAGUCUUUACCUGUGGACAUAGCUGAAUGUUCGUGUAGAUAUGUUUAGUGACAUGGCUACAUAUAGUCAGAGCAAGAUAUUUUUGUCUAGCUGCAUCUGGGCAGGUUAAGAUGCCUUUGCAAAUGUCUCAAACCAACAAAUCUUUGUUAUUUGCCCAAUGAUAUGUACAGUGUGUUUGAAACGGUAUGCACCUUUGAUAUAAUACUGCAUUUCCAGAGCCACCAAUCUACUACAUGAGUUCAAUGUGUGUUUGUGUGGCCUGAUACCUUCUUCCAUUUGCUCCUUGCUUGCAAGAAAAGAUAUCAACAGUUUUAGGUUUUUUGUUUUUUUUUUUUUUUUUUUUUGAAAAAAGAGAUACAUAUACACAUUUUAAUAGUGCUGUAUUUAGGACAGACUUGUGCUUUUAUUCAUAGUAAAAACUUAAGAAGUGAAGUCCCGUUUUAAAAUCUUUCUUAUUGAAAACUACGUUUGAUUCUUCUUGUUAUUUUUUUAGUUCCAUUUGGCCCGCUGAAUGCCAAAGGGUCAGCACUGAGACUGCCUGGGAAGCUUUCUGCUUGGCCUCCCAUCCGCAGCCCUCAAACCCGGAACGUGCAUCUGUGCUGCAGAGCAGCUCUCUGUCAGCCUUCCUUCUAGAAAGUGACACUUGGUGAGAAGAUGCAUUGUGCUGCCGGGGCUCUGCACAGCCUCAGGCAAGUGCAAAUAAUGAAAGGAAAGGAAAUCCUGUCCUCUGUUACAAAGCCUCACUCUGGGGCUCUCCAUCCAUCUCUGAAGGGCAGCGGAAAAUGACACUUUUAUUAGCUUAGGCCAAUCUCCAUUUAAUGCUGUCCACUCAGGGGAAGAUGACAAGGAGGGAACUAGGGCUGUCGUGAUCAAGGUCAAAGAAACCACACAGUACAACUCAUACUGUUCUCUGUGUCCAUUCUUCAAUCAGAGGAGCUUCAUUAUGUGUAUUUUUCCCUUUUCCAUUCUGGCUUUUGCUGUUUAUUUCCCUCCUGUUAUUCAGUAACCUCAUUAAUUUUCAGGAGUUGUGGUUUUCCUGCAGACAUUUCCACCACUGCUUUUAAAAUCUCACUGGUUGCCUUAAUUGACCUUUCAGCUUCACUUUGUAGUAUAUGUCUGCUAUGAUACACUUAUGGGUUUUUUUCUCUCUCUCUCCCUUUGGUAAAUUUCACUCUGAACUACACAAAGCAACACGACUCGGGUCACAAUCUGACAGUCUCCAUUGUGCUGGCAUAAGACUCUUAGUUUAUUACCAAUAGACACUAUCGUGAAUGGUACCCUGCUGGUCUGUGGGCCUGUAUAUGUAGGACUUCAGCAUUCAGUAAGUUUGCUUCAAAUGCUCUGAAGAGCAUUCAAGGGUCACACUUUUGGAUCAGAACGUUUCCAUUCCAGAAUUCAGUUACUUAAGCAGUGGUAAUGCAUUUUUUUUUCCUCCAGUGAUGUUAAAGCAAAGCUCAAGAGAUGGCCCAGUUUGAAGUCUAGGGAUAAAACAAAGCUUCCAGUUUUCUCCUGAUGCUGCUAGGGGCUAAUAUUGCUUCAUUGGCAUGGCUCAGCAAGGUAAAACAGCUUUGCAUGGAAAUUGUCUGAGCUGUUCUUGAUCCAUGCAAACCACCUUCUGCUUUAGUGCUGGCUGUGAGAGUUGCCUAUGAGGGUGGUUUGAUCUGGGGACCAAAGGCAGGAAGAGGAAAGUGAUUGGGGUGGUGCUGCAGGUUCUAGAAACACCUGGAGAACACUGAUAGUGGCUCCUUUAAAAAAGCAUACCCACCUCCUUCCAGCAGACUAAAAAUACACCUCCAGGUGUCCCAUUUACAGAUUGGUCUGUUGGGGAAGAACGUGUGUGUGUGUGUAUAUAUAUUAAUCUGGUUUUGCUAUUUGGUAAUGAGAGGAGCCUGCUUUGUGGUUCAUCACCCACUGUAUGGAAAUAGAGAGAAACACUGAGAUUGUGACCAACGAAAGCAAAAGGGAAAAUGUUAGCUGGUUUUUUUUUGGCCUUAGUUUUCCCUUUGCCCCACUAUUGCAGCGGGGAGGAAGGAGUCCAUCAGGUUGGGUUGCUGCAAUGCUGAGGAAUAUCAGAUCGUUCCUAGGCACGAUGUAAAGCAAGUUAAAUGCAGCCAAACAGAAAAACAAAAACUUAAUGUUAGAGUUCAGAUCAUAUUGAUCUUUCCUUUUUUUUUUUUGUUGUUGUUGUUUUCUUUUGCUUUUGAACUAUGACUUGAAUCAGUUUUGAUUCUAUUUGUACGUGUUUUUCUUGUUCUUAGAAAGCUGCCGUUUUUCUUUUGCGUUUUUCUUUGGCAUUACAUAGAAAAUCUGAGCCUUGGUUUUCAACCCUCUGCAGGUGGUCGUAGGGUUAAGAUGGCUUUUUGUUUUGUUCUUACAUUUCACUUGUCUUGUUGCAUGACGGUUCAUAGCUGAUUUGGAAAUGACAUUUCUCUCCUAGGUUAAUUUUGUGUUUGUAUGAUGUGCAUAUUGCUUUGCAGAAUAAAAACGAUGAAGUUUA
Molecule: messenger RNA, 5674 nt
Organism: Gallus gallus (chicken)
Lineage: Eukaryota; Metazoa; Chordata; Aves; Galliformes; Phasianidae
Gene: TMEM248
Product: transmembrane protein 248
Exons: 7
Coding region: 2010-2954 (314 amino acids)
Source: RefSeq, a predicted model, not a curated record